UCUAGAAAAAAAACUGAACUCUGUGCAGCAAGAUGGCUGACACAGGAAACCUCUUAAGUAAAGUCCAGUUCAGCUGCCCGAUUUGUCUGGAUUUACUGAAAGAUCCAGUGACUCUACCCUGUGGACACAGUUACUGUAUGAACUGCAUUAAGAGCUGCUGGGAUAAGGAGGAUCUUCUUGGUGUUUACAGCUGUCCUCAGUGCAGACAGACCUUUAAACUAAGGCCUGAUUUGAAGAAAAGCACCAUUCUGGCUGAAGUGGUGGAGAAACUGAAGAAUACUCGAUUGCAUGCAACUGCUCCUGCUGACCAUUAUGCUGGACCUGGAGAUGUGGAGUGUGAUUUCUGUACUGGGAGAAAACACAAAGCUGUCAAGUCCUGCCUGGUAUGUUUGGCCUCUUACUGUGAAUCUCACCUCCAGCCUCACUAUACGUCUCCAGCUUUUAAGAAGCACAAGCUGGCUGAUGCCACUGGACAUCUGCAGGACAAGGUCUGUUCCCAGCAUGACAAACUUCUGGAGGUCUACUGCCGUACCGACCAGCAGUGUGUCUGUCUGCUGUGUGUGAUGGAUGAACACAGAGGCCAUGAUACAGUCUCAGCUGCUGCAGGAAGGACAGAGAAGCAGAAGCAACAGGAGAUCGCACAGAAGGAAUUCCAGAAAUGGAUCCAGGAGAGAGAGAAUGAAUUACAGGAGAUGAAGAAAGCUGUGAAUGCACUGUCACUCUCUGCCCAAUCAGCAGUGGAAGAGAGCGAGAGGACCUUCACGGAGAUGAUCUGCUCCAUUGAGAGAAGACGCUCUGAGGUGACAAAGCUCAUCAGAGAUCAGGAGAAGGCUGCAGUGAAUCAGGCUGAAGGACACAUGAAGAGACUGGAGCAGGAGAUCGAUGAACUGAAGAGGAAACACUCUGAGCUGGAGCAGCUUUCACACACAGAGGAUCACAUCCAUUUCCUCCAGGGUUGCCAGAUUCCCUGCGUCCCCCUUGCAUCUGCUCCCCUACCCAGCAUCCCUCUUGUCCCAUCUGGCUCAUUUGAGAAUGUGAAGAAAGCUCUUUUUGACUUAAAAGCACAACUGGAGAGAAGCUGUAAGGACACAUUAACUGGGAUGUCCCAAACAGUGAAAGAUGUCUGUGUCCUAAAGGCUAAAAAAUGCACUUCAUUGGAAAAGGAAAAUCAUUUACAGAAGCCAGAGCCCAGGACCAGAGACGAAUUCUUACGAUAUGCCUGCCAUCUCACACUGGACCCCAACACGGUGAAUAAAUACCUCUGCCUGUCGGAGGGGAACCGGGUGGUGACUCGUGUGGAAGAGACGCAGUCGUACCCCGAGCACCCAGAUCGAUUCGAGCAGAAACCACAGGUGCUUUGCACAGAGAGCCUGUCUGGGCGCCAUUACUGGGAGAUAGAGUGGAGCGGGAACCGGAUCAGCAUGGCGGUGUCAUACCGGGGAAUCAGCAGGAAGGGGGGGAACGACCGGACUCUCUUUGGAUACAACGACAAGUCCUGGAGUUUGUACUACUUCCCCUCUAUGUAUAAUUUCUGGCAUAAUAAUAAAUGCUGGACGGUAUCCGGCCCCCGAUCCUCCAGGAUAGGGGUGUACCUGGAUCACGGGGCAGGAACUCUGUGCUUCUACAGCGUCUCUGACACAAUGACCCUCCUGCACAGGGUCCAGACCACGUUCACUGAGCCCCUCUAUGCUGGCUUUUACCUCUAUGGCAAAGGAACUACUAUUAAACUCUGCUCCCUGAGCUCGUAGAGAAAGCAGAUGAUCAUAGUGUUUCUUACAUGGCUUUUCCCGUUUAUGUUUUUUCUGGGGAACGUUAUAUCACGGCCAUCUGGCCAGUGGGAUCUCAGGAGGGACCUGCUGGUUGAUAUGUCCUCCUCGGUAACUCAGACACCAGCAGCCUUUGGCCAGUGAGUCUCUGCCUUGUUUUUCCUGUUGAGACUGAGCGCACAGUAGGAUUCUGUUGAUAUAAUCCUUGAGAAUGACCAAAAUGACUAACUCUUGAAAUUCUGUAGUGUAGUAAUUUUAAUGUAUAACAAAAAACAAUAGAUAUACGAGACAAAAGACGAUAAGAAGAUGUGUUGCCCUCGAAUCUAGAGUGUACCUCUGGUUUCAGUCUCCCAACCCAUCUGAUAGCAUGAAGACAAGGUGUUUUAGCUUCUGAAGUCAAGGACAUGUUCCAGUGUUUCUCUGAAGACUAAACUAACAGACCUUAUGGUGCCACAUGAAAAAAAACAUCAGUUCACAUCAGAGGUCACAGGUGUGGAGAACAGACAUCUCAAUUAAGAGACAGUAAGGCCAGAUGCAGAACACGUAAAAGUCAUGAAAUAUCAUCUCCAGCCAGUGACUGUGGGCCUUGAACAAAGACAUUAUGAAAUAAACCACUAAGAGAAAAACCACAGAAGGCAUCAGCUUGUAUAUUUUGGGAACAAAAUUAGUAAAAAAAAAAAA
Messenger RNA from Brienomyrus brachyistius, 2447 nucleotides. RefSeq names its product tripartite motif-containing protein 16-like. Lineage: Eukaryota; Metazoa; Chordata; Actinopteri; Osteoglossiformes; Mormyridae. Gene Ontology annotation, molecular function: zinc ion binding; protein binding. The transcript is spliced from 7 exons. Bases 33 to 1748 code for a protein of 571 amino acids. The record is from RefSeq and is a predicted model, not a curated record.